Messenger RNA from Dermacentor silvarum, 1719 nucleotides. RefSeq names its product sodium- and chloride-dependent glycine transporter 2. Gene Ontology annotation, biological process: sodium ion transmembrane transport. Gene Ontology annotation, molecular function: glycine transmembrane transporter activity. NCBI's taxonomy places the organism in Eukaryota, Metazoa, Arthropoda, Arachnida, Ixodida, Ixodidae. Gene Ontology annotation, cellular component: membrane. The coding region runs from base 1 to 1719 and encodes 572 amino acids. The record is from RefSeq and is a predicted model, not a curated record. The transcript is spliced from 12 exons.
AUGUCGAGCGGCUCGGGGGGCUCAGGAACUGGCGACGAGGGAGCCGGUCUUCCACCGGACAAGGAGUACUACGCAUCGAACCGGUCCUUCCUGUUCGUCUGCAUCUGCAUCGGCUGCAGCUACCAGUGCCUCACUGAAUUCCCUUACCUCAUAAUUAGCCAUGGCGGAGCCUGCUUCCUGCUGUCGUACGCGGUGGUGCUGAUACUGCUGGGGAUACCGAUGGCCGCCUUCGAGAUGUCCAUGGGCCAGUUUCGCGGAAGGGGCUGCCUCGAGAUGUGGACUUGCGUGCCCGUCGCGAAGGGUGUGGGUAUGGCGAUGCUGCUGAAGACGUUCGUGCUGACGGCGUACAAGGCCUUCCAAGAUGGCUGCCUCUUCUACUACUUCCUGCAGGCCCUGCAGGACGAGCUUCCCUGGACCAAGUGCUUCACCUGGUGGGGUGCCAGUCCGCUGAACUGCCGCCAGUGCCAUGCGGAGAAGAUGAAGCUGUACGAGACGAACGUGAAGCAGCCGUUUCCACCCGGCCCCAACGAUACCUCGUUCUCGGUGUGCGGACACCACGUGCGCGUGCCGAACAGCGUGUACUUGACCGAGGUCUCGGACCCGUGCCGCGAGACACGGCGCCAUUCCGAGUACUCGUUUCUGCUGUUUGGUGCGUUGAAGCUGACGAGUGGUAUUGAAGAUCUCGGUGGUAUACGUUGGGAGCUGCUGGUGUGUUACAUCUUCGCCUGGUUCGUGAUCUUCGUCUGCACCGCCAAUGGAGUGGCGACCGUCGGCAAGAUCUCACCUAUUCUGGCCGUGCUUCAGCUGGGGCUCUUCGGCGCAGUGACAGCCAACGCACUCUUCCUUCCCGAUGCGAAGGCGGCGAUCAUCGAGCUCAUUUACCCCCGCUGGAAGGCGCUGCUUGACCUCAAGACGUGGAGCGAUGCGACGUUUUCGGUGCUGACGGGGCUCGCCAUUGGUGUCGGGCAGCUCCAGACUCUCGCGUCCUACAACGUCUUCGACACGUACUCUCUGCAGUGGGCCUUCCUGAUACUGCCGCUGGUUAUGACCAUGUCGAACCUGAUGGGCUGUGCGCUGGUCUUCGGUGUUGGCGGAUCCUUGGCUCGACAUCUUGGAAGCUGCUUCCAGGACUUCGAGACGUACCAGCUCUACAAGACAUCCCCGGCAUCAAAUAUGCGAUCUAAGCAGAUUACAUUACCAUCUGGAUCAAUGGGGGCUCGCCUGGACACAUCCAAGAAACUGAUGGCGCCCGACAUUCCGCAACCAGCCCAGACGACAAGCAAGCCCGACGACCGAAUGCCGGAAGGUGAAAAGGUCAAUCAUGUGCUGAAGGGCAUUGCAGACGACACAAUUAACCCGCUCGUCUACAAGAACUUCACCUGCAUUGACGACAUCAUUGAAUUCGUGUUUCCGUUCAUCAUCUUCCCCGAAGUCGUGAAGUCAAUGUCCAUGCCCCGGCUCUGGUCGGGAAUAUUCUUCUCUGCACUCUUCCUGAUGUCAGUUGAUUCAAUGAUCUUCAAUCUGUGCACUGUGAUCGCGUGCGCCGAAGACCUUUUCCCGCGUGUCCGCGCCAACAACAACAUCAACAAGGUGGCCUUCUUCGCGUGCAUCGGCAUGUUCGUGUCCGGCUUCCCAACCGUCACCCAGGGCGGCACUUACAUUGUCAAGCUCCUCGAGGACCACACCAUCCACGGUGUCAUGAGCCAAUUCAUACUGUAG